This is a messenger RNA of Diplodia corticola, 3030 nucleotides long. Its product is annotated as cytochrome p450 protein. The record is from RefSeq and is a predicted model, not a curated record. The coding region runs from base 1 to 3030 and encodes 1009 amino acids. The transcript has 3 exons. Lineage: Eukaryota; Fungi; Ascomycota; Dothideomycetes; Botryosphaeriales; Botryosphaeriaceae.
AUGAACGAUGUCUCACCAACGAGAGACAGUUCGAGCUCCGGCGUCCAUAUAGGAACCUGGAUCAACUGGUCUCAUGGACCCAUCCUUGGAGCAACCCUCACGCUUGACCGUCAGAGCGGAGGUCUUCUGAUCGCAGCCCUGGCACUGUUCAUCGCCUGGGCCGGCACCAGCUUCUGGAGGAUAUGCUGCUUCGUAUCCCAUCAGGUCUACUCAAGCAAUACCGCCCAGGAUGGUCUCUAUCACCAACGGCAGGCACUUCUCCGAAAUUCAGGUAGUCCCUGGCACGGACUCACGAGCUUACUCCACACCGGAUGGGCCUGGCGGCGGAACUCGAAGCUGUCGUUUUGCCGCACUCUACCCAUGGUCUUCUGCGCUGCCCUCUGCGCAUGUGCCUUCGCCAUUGCCAGCAUUUUCUCGUCUAUGGUAUCGACUUCGUCGGGGAAUGAAGUUCUGAUAUCCAGCCCAGAUUGCGGGUACACGAGUGCCCAGCUGGACAAUCCGGAUACUUUGGCCGCACAGACAUUUGAGCCGUACUUGCGACAAAAUGCACUCUCGUACGCCCAGUACGCGCAGCAGUGCUACCAGCCGAAUGCUUCUACUGUAGUCGAUUGCUCGCAAUUUGUCAAGAAAAACUUGAGCGGUACAGCCCAAACUGAUGCAAGCUGCGCAUUUGCCGACAACAUCUGCCAGAGAGACUCGGCAAACCUGGCUCUGGAUACCGGUCUUCUUGAUAGCAAUCAGGAUUUUGGACUGAACUCGCCCCCUGAAGAAACGUUCCAAUACCGUCGGAGAGUUCAGUGUGCACCGCUGAAGACGGAUGACUACAAGAAGCCAUACAGGGCGCGGAGUGGAAGGAGGUACAUGAGGUACUACUACGGAGAGAGGGUUUCAGGCGGGGUUCAGGCCGAUGACUACACUUACGAGUACUACGACAAUUCCCUUGCCGAUUUAAUCGAGACAAACAUGACAAGCGCCCCGGCAGACUACACUUUGAGCGGCUUCCGGUCCUUUUCAAUCAACAGUACGCUCUCUCCAGCCGCGUCGGAAUUCCUGCCCAUCCCGCCUCUCCGCAUCCCCAACGCCGACGUCUCCAUCUUCUUCCUCUCGGGCAACCAGAUCAUCUACACGGUCCCCACAAACGACAGCUGGUACCGCGGCGACCGCCUCCUCCACGCGCCGGCGCCUCCGCCCAUCCCAGCGCCCGAGCCGGGAACCCAAGGCCCGUACUUCUCCAGCGAAGCAGCGUCGCCCCUCGCGUGCGCGGUGCAAGAGCAGUACUGCAGCGCCAGCCUCCCACCGGACCGGCGCUGCUCGGCCCUCGCCUCGUCGGCCGACGCGCUCGCCGACAUCACGAGCAAGCUGCUGACCGACGACGAGGCGGGCGUGCACCGGCUCCAGUGGUUCGUGGCGUCGACGACGGGGCGGGCGCCGGACCUGUCGACGGCGGUCGGCCGGCUGGGGGCGCAGCUGCUGACGGGAAGGUACAGGCUGUCGCAGGAUGGGGUGCAGGGGGGCUUGCUGCCGGACGGGCAGUGGCAGGCGGAUGUGAUGCAUUGGCAUGCGAUGACCAUGGCGGCGUUGCAGGAUGCAUUCGUGCAGACGGCGACGGGGCCGCCUGGGGAUGGGGUGCUACUGCCGUGGCUGGUGAGGCCGUCGAGCCCGGUGGAGGAAGCCAUGUGUAGGAAUCAGAAAAUCCUCAGCCGAUCCCACACCUCCUUCGCCCUCUUCCCGCUCCUCCUGAUCCUCGCCGCGGGCGUGCUCGUCAUCCUCACCUCCUGGUGCCUGCCGUAUUUCCUCGUCUUCAUCGCCCGUCGUCGUCUCAUCUACGCCCACCGCCACCGUUCUCUCCCCUCUUCCCCGGAGUCCCCUCCCACGGCCGCGAACAACGCCAGCACCGACACCCCCCAGCCCACGACCGCCACCGCAACCAUCCCCACCGCCGACGUCGCCGACCCGACCACCUACGCCCGCUACGAAUGGCUCGCCACCUCGACGCCCCAACUCAUCCGCCUCGCGCACGAGGACGUCCCCGGCCUAAGCACGACCUGGACGCGCGCAGGGACGAGCAUACCCGUCACGACGCGACGCCACGCCACCACGACGACGACAACCGCCAGCGGCAUCAACAGCAUCAACACCGAAAAACCCACCCCAACCACCCCAACCGCCACCCCCAACCCCACCCCCAACGCCCUCGCCAUCCUCGACCUCUCCACCCCCACCCACCCGCGCCUCGCCCCGGCACCGCCGCCCUCCCCCCCAACAAAAAAGCAAAAGAACAAGAAGAAAUCCAAACCCCUCUCCCUCCUCGCAUCGUCAGGCGCCCGCGACGGCCCCCGCGCCGGCAGCACGUCGGGCGGCGUCGAGAUGCGCUCCACCACGACCACGACCACGACCACGACCACCCCUCUCCCCAAACUGCUGCCCGAAAUCAAACUCUGCGAGGUGAGCGGUUCGACGACGGCGGAGCUGGGCGGGGGUGAGGGGGAUCGGCUGGGCGAGGGGGACGCAGACGCGUCGCAGCGGUCCGGGUCGGGAAGCACGGCGGUGGGGGUGGCGGUCAAGGCGGCGGGGGAUGCGGCGGCGGCGGAGUGCGUCGCUGCGCAUGCUGCUGCUGCGCAUGCUGCUCAUGCUGCUGCGGGGACGGGGGUUGGUGGCGGUGCGGGUGCGGGUGCGGGUGCGGGUCUGGGUGGUGGGAGGGAGAGGGAGGGGGCAACCACCACCGGCGGAGGUAGGAGGGCUAGGGAGACGAGGGAGGAGCAGCGGCGGAGGGAGAUCAGGGAGAGGGAGGAUGUUUUGUUGAGCGAGCCGCUGCUGCCGGAUUAUGAGAAUUGGCCGUUGCCGCCGAGUGGGUCGUUGACGCCGACGGGGGAGGGGGAGGCCGGGGAGAGGGAGGGGGAGAGGGAGCGGCGGAGGAGGGAUGGGGGUGGUGGUGGUGGUGGCGAUGAUGGUGUUGGGGCUGGUGAUGGGGGCGAGCAGCUGGGUGCAGGGCGGGUGAGGAGGAAGAGGUCGGAGGGGGCUUUUUUGUAG